CUUCUCUUCUUCAAACCCAGAAACCCCCCUCUCUCUCUAAAACCGCCGGAAAAUCCGUUUCCGGCGAACGAUUUGACACUAUUCUAAUUCCAAAUCCAAAUUCCCUUAUUCCAAAUUUGGAAUCCAAUUGAUUAUGUCAACAUCUUCUUCCCCAUUAUUCGAAGCCUAUCAGCUCAGCCUCCCCAAACCCCUCCACACUCCAUCCCCACAAAUCUCCUCCUUUCUCUACGACCCCUUCUCCGCCACCCUAGCCCUCCGUCACACCGACUCUUCUUUCUCUCUCUACCCUUCUUUUUCUCCCCUUUCUCUCUCCUCUCUUCCGUCCCCCAAAUCCCUAGUUCCCUCCCCCACCUCCUCCGCCGCCUUCCUUCACCUCCGGACAACCUCCAAUUCCUCCGCCGCCACCACCACUCUCUUCCUAACCUCCUCCCCUCUUCUCCGCCCCACCUCCUCCACCCUCAUCCGCUUCUACAUUCUGCGCGACGGCCGUUUCGGCAGAAUCGGAGUUGUUUCCAAUCACAGGGACUUGGAGUUUGAUCGGAGCAAGUGCGGGGUUGUUUUCAAGGUCAAUCAUGGGGUUUCAAUGGCGUUGUCGGGGGGAAUUAACGUGUUCACGUUGUACUCGGUUUCGAGUUCCAAAAUUUGGUUGUUUGCCGCGAGAUUGAUUGCCGAUGAUGAGGGUGGCGGAGGAGAAGCUUUGAAGCUCAUGAAGUGUGCGGUGAUCGAUUGUUGUUCGCCGGUAUUUACAAUUAGGGUUAUGUUUCGUGUUCUGAUUCUCGGUGAAGAGAAUGGGGUUAGGAUUUUCCCAUUGCAGCCCCUGGUUAGAGGUAUUCAUAGGAAGGAGAAGAAGAAUAACGGCAAACGAUACAAUUCGAAAAAUGUGUUACCUAAGGGUGAGAAAACCGAAAAGCAUUCUGAUUCUGAGAAAUUGAGGUCCGUGAAAUUGAGACAAGAUUCCAGAGAUGUGGGUGCGUUUUAUGUGCCUUUCGAGGAUAAUAAGGAUGAAGAAAGGGUUGGUAGGUCAGUCAAGGCAAUUUCUAUCGAGGCAUUAUCUUCAAACUGCUUUGUAGUCUUGGACAAUGUUGGAGAUGUACACCUUUUGUCCCUUUCUUACUCUGUCCAAGGAUUAAAUAACCGUUGCCUUAUGAAGCGGUCAACUCAGACCAUGAAAGUUGUAAAGCUGUCGGUUUUUCACGAUGCUUCUACAGUGACACGAACCAUUUGGAUGUCAGAUGGAUGCCAUAGUGUGCACUUGAUGAUGGUCUCUGACAUGGAUACUUCCCCUGAUAAAACUGAAAAGAAAGACACCACGGAAAAACUUAUACAAACUUCAGUCACACAAGCAAUUUUUGCCAGUGAAAAGAUACAAGAUAUUGUACCUUUGGCUGCUAAUGCUGUGCUUAUUCUCGGACAAGGAAGCAUGUUCGCUUACACGAUUUCAUAAAAACUGCUUGAUGUUUCUUUUCUUGAAAUUGGUCAAAUUUUGUUCUGGAACCCGAUUAAAUGGUGUAUGCCACUUAAACUGGUCCUCAACAAAUUUCUCUCUGGCAAAAGCAUCUGAUACAUCUUACUUUGGUUCGGUCGAAGAACACUAGGCUCUGAUAUAAGAAAUCUUUUGUUAAUGAAUUUUGGGUGGAAUCUGAAAUAUGGGUCCUCUAAAAGAUCAAGUCAAUUGUUUUACAGCCCGAAAUCUGCUGCACGGGCUGUUUUGCAAAUACCGGUGUGAAACUAUACAUGGAAGUUCAUGUGUGGGCCCUCUGCAACUAUCAAGCUUAUAUCGGACUUUUAGUUCUAAUGCAGUGAAGUUCAAUCAGCCCGAAGGUCAAUUGGUCUAUCGCGGAUUUGUUAAAAUGUGACAAGUUAGUGCGGAGGAUCUCCGUUUUUCGUUCCAAGCUAAAUGAGAUAUAAUAGGAAGUUGUGUGGAGGUGUUCUCUAUAUUUUGUGGGAGGAGAUUAGGAAUAUGCAGAAAGGAACAUAUAUAUAUAUAUAUAUAUUAUAUAUUAUCAAAAUCAUGUUCUGAAAAUUAUGUAUCACAAAGCAAUACUCCUAGAGGAAAAUACAGCAUUGCUAUUUUAAUUGUGACUUUUAAUAAAUAUAUUUCUAUUUAUUCGUUCUGUAAGAGGUUUUAUGUGAGCCCCACUUUGUUAGGUAUAGAUAAUAUGUGGGCCUGCAACUCAUUUUAAAUGGUAUAUAUGUAAUAUGUUGUUACUCAUA
This is a messenger RNA of Erythranthe guttata (spotted monkey flower), 2214 nucleotides long. The record is from RefSeq and is a predicted model, not a curated record. Lineage: Eukaryota; Viridiplantae; Streptophyta; Magnoliopsida; Lamiales; Phrymaceae.